CGUUGUUUCGCACACGUUCCGCUUCCGUAUGUACCUUACCACAAUGCCUUCAAACCUUUCCACGUGGACCUCUUCGCUCAAGGACAAACCUGAGAGUACUGCUCUUCAGGGACCCGAGAAGGCGCCUGACCCCGUUCACAGUCGGACAGAAGCCAGGAUACUCCCCGACGUGGGCCAGGAGCAGCUAAAUGACCUUGAGAAGGGUGCUGCCGCCGAACCACAGAACGGCCCACCUCCAGGAGCAUUUGACCCUCGACAGAACCCGGACGGUGGAGCGAAGGCAUGGCUGUGCGUGCUCGGAGGCUUCUGCGUACUGUUUUGUUCAUUCGGCUGGAUCAACACUAUCGGUGUGUUUCAGAACUACUACCAAACGCACCAGUUGGCGGAGUAUAGCCCGAGCACGGUGUCCUGGGUGUCCUCACUGGAGACCUUCUUCAUGUUCGCCGGAGGUCCAAUCAUCGGCAAGCUCUACGACAACUAUGGACCUCGAUGGCUGCUCAUCGUUGGCACCUUUCUGCACGUCUUUGGUUUGAUGAUGACAUCGCUCGCUACAGAAUACUACCAGUUCAUUCUGGCGCAGGGUAUAUGCUCACCCAUCGGAGCUAGCGCGAUAUUCUACCCUGCUAUGAGCACCAUCACCACAUGGUUCUUUCAGAAGCGUGGUGCGGCUUUCGGCAUCAUGGCGGCAGGCAGCUCGCUUGGGGGUGUCAUCUUUCCUAUCAUGGUCCAGAGGCUGAUCUACGAGGUCGGCUUCGGCUGGUCCAUGCGCAUUGCUGCCUUCUUGAUACUGUCCCUGAUGAUCAUCGCGAACCUCACAAUCACCUCGCGCAUCCCACCUGUAAAGAAGCCGUGGAAGCUCGUCGACUUCUUGGCACCUCUUGCGGAACUACCGUUCGACCUUGUCACCCUCGGCUGCUUCUUAUUCUUCCUUGGCAUGUUUUUGCCCAUCAAUUACAUCAUCCUCGAGGCCACAUCGUACGGCAUGCGUGAGAGUCUGGCCCAGUAUCUGCCAGCCAUUCUCAACGCUGCCAGCCUCUUUGGACGAACGCUGCCGGGGUAUUUCGCGGACAAGCUCGGAAGGUUCAACAUGAUGAUUAUCAUGUGCUUCUUCACCGCAAUCCUGGUCCUAGCGAUGUGGAUCCCUUCAACUGGAAAUGCACCUAUAAUCGUGUUCAGUGCUCUAUACGGUUUCGGUAGCGGGGCUUUCGUUUCGCUGGCUCCGUCUCUAAUUGCACAGAUAUCUGACGUUCGCCAGAUAGGCGUUAGAACUGGCUCGUUGUUCGCCAUCAUCGCCAUUGCGGCCUUGAUCAGCAAUCCGAUCGGUGGCGCUAUCUUACAGAGGUGGGAUGGCAAGUGGACUGGGCUACAAGCCUUUGCAGGUGUCAUGACUUUCGCUGGUGCAUGUGUGCUCGUGAUGGCGCGAAUCAGACUCGUGGGCUGGAAGGUGACCGCGAAGUUCUAG
Messenger RNA from Baudoinia panamericana UAMH 10762, 1462 nucleotides. RefSeq lists its product as uncharacterized. Gene Ontology annotation, molecular function: transmembrane transporter activity. Gene Ontology annotation, cellular component: fungal-type vacuole membrane. The transcript is spliced from 7 exons. Gene Ontology annotation, biological process: transmembrane transport. The record is from RefSeq and is a predicted model, not a curated record. NCBI's taxonomy places the organism in Eukaryota, Fungi, Ascomycota, Dothideomycetes, Mycosphaerellales, Teratosphaeriaceae. The coding region runs from base 29 to 1462 and encodes 477 amino acids.